AUGCGUGCCGCCAUCUUUCUCGCAGCUCUCAGCAGCCUCGUCAUGGCUGCUCCUCAGGGCGAGCCUAGCCCGGACUCUGAGAUUGGUCUCAUUUUCACCUACACCAACGGAACUCAAUCCGAGAUGGUCCCGGUCGAGGACAGCAUCUCUCAGGUGCCUCUCAACAGCGGUGGUAUUGUCGACAAUGUCUUCGUUCGGCCUCUUCUGAACCCUGCAACCCCCGGCAGAUACUACGGUGCCCGCUGCGCUUUCCUGGAUGCUCAGAGCCGCGGACUGGGAGUUGGUCAGGUGAAUGGACCCGGAAUCAUCAUUCUCGAGUCUAAGGAUGUUAUCGAUACUCUUGAGGGGCAUACGACACUUAAGUUACAUAUGCCUUCUGCCCAGUGA
Molecule: messenger RNA, 387 nt
Organism: Trichoderma virens Gv29-8
Lineage: Eukaryota; Fungi; Ascomycota; Sordariomycetes; Hypocreales; Hypocreaceae
Exons: 5
Coding region: 1-387 (128 amino acids)
Source: RefSeq, a predicted model, not a curated record